UGUGUAUCCGUGCCCUAUGAUUGACUGGCAACCAGUUCAGUGAAUGAGAGGCAUUGGUCUGUAGUUUAGCCCAUUGACUAGCGUUAAUUUAACAAGCAGCUGUGACACAUCCAAUAUGGCGAUGCGUUUAGGCGUCCCUCAAUAGAGUUACGCCGCUCGAGCCGGGCCUGGUUGUGUUUUCUAUCUAUGCCCAGCAAGGGACGCAGAAAUGACGUAAUCCGAAACGGAUGAGGAUCGAGGCUGGAUUGAAAGCGAGGCGACCAACUUUGCUUUUCCAAACAACGAGUAUGAGGCAGUCUUAUGGUUUUACAAACAUCACUGGUUUGAGGGAAUGUGAGUCUUACGUGCAGAAAAUAGGUACAAAGUGAGCUGCAGAGUUAUUUGAAAGAAUGGAGAGCACCAGGAGCGCCGUGGCUUUUGGUGUUGCGAUCAAUGAAGAUUCUGUGGAUAUCUACGAUGACCUUGAUCUCAACCAUUCCAAGAGUUUAGAGAGGUUCUCUCCAAAUUCUCAACAACUCAAAGAAUCAAUGGAUCUAUAUGAAGAGAUUGUAACAGAAGAACAACAGGAUAAAGAAUCAUCUCAUACCGAGUUACAAUCCCGAUUUCAAGCAGCCCAGCACCAAAUUAAGGAAUUGCACAGAAGACUUCAGAAAAUGGAGAUCGAGAACACAGGGCUGAACACUGAGAACACCCACCUCAAAAAAAAUAUCUCUGCGCUUUUACGGACAGCCAGACAGGAGAUUAUGCGAAAGGAUGCUGUGAUUCAAAGGCUGAACCAAUCAUCAGGCAAAGUUCACUAUCAUCAUUCUAGAGCAAAUAAUCUUCAUGAUCAAAACUCCUCCAGUAAGGCUAACACUAUCUCCAUGAGAGGGAUUCCAGAAUCUACAACACCUAGUCCUUUGCUGCACACUUCUCCUCGAGUGUCCUCAUCAUCGAGGGACAGUCAUCCCCCAAAGGUUCCUCCUCGACCACCCAGGAGAGAAAGUCCGAGCCCUAACCGCAAGGCCAAUACCUCUUGCACUGAGACAAGACAUUCCAAAGGUCCUACAAGUGGACAUGGUCUCGUGCCUGAGAAACGAAACGAACAUUGCAUCAGCAAUUCUCUCAUCAGUUCAUCAACCCGGCAUCAUGGUUCAGAUCAGCACAAAACCAAAGACAGAGAAAAACAAUGUCAGAAACGAUUUGAUACCACAGACAAGAAGUAUGGAACUAGUUCAGCUCCUCGAAGGGACCGAUAUUCUGUUGAGAAAGAUAGACCUCAUAAAUCCGACAAAGACACCGGAAGAAGAUAUGAAUCCAGGAUAUGUAAAACCAGAGACAACAAAAAUGUCGAUGGAUAUCACAGAUCAGAGAGGAGUAAAAGUCCUCCAUUCGAAAAAUCACAUGCUAUAGGUUCCUCAGAUGCCUAUAAAGCGAGAACUGGAGAAAAGAGACAUAAGACACCCUCCCUAGAUUCUCAACAUUCAACUCAUCUUAGAGGUACAGAGGACUAUAGCCGACAUCGUGAAAAGAUUAUUCUUAAACAUAGCGGUUCACAGAGGGAGCAUUCCGACUCAAAAGACCAGAAGAGGUCCUCUUUAAAUCGGCAAGCAGAAAACUACAGUGAUUUCCCCAAAGAGAUGCAACGGGAUAAGCUUUCAAAAGAUUACCAGUGGAAAGAAGACAGGCAACAUGAAGAAAUGACCAGUAGCCAUAGAAGAACCUCAUCAUCUGAGAGAAGCAGACGAGCUGAAAAUCGGCCAUCAGAAGAAUCCCACAAUCUUAAACGCAAUACCAUUUAUAAGGAAAGACAAGGAAAAACUGGAAAAACAUCAGCAAAGGAACCCGUGGAGGAAAACGGCCAAAACAGCAAACUGUGCUUCAUGGAAACACUUAAUCUGACCCUUUCACCAAUUAAAAAAACAGUACCCAACAAUACCAUCCAGGAAGGACUCACUGCAUUGCAUCACAUAUUUCAAAAUGGGCCCCAUGAUGGUUUGCAAUCCGAUCUACAUGCUAGGGAUCAAAUUGACGGCAAUGAAUUAAAGGGAACAGAAAAGUUACUUUCAGAUUCUGUUGACUCACCAACUUCAAAAAAGUUGCAAGUGAAUGAUGUCCAGGAAAAAGAUACAAGUGACCAUGAAACUCGUUUAGAUACUCAGCAAGCAGAAGGAAAUUCUAUCCAAGCUAUUUCAUCCUGCCAAUCCAUAGAUUCAGCAGCAAAUCGCAUGUCGACACAUCACAAUCCAAAAGCACAAGGUAAUACUUCUCGAAAAAGAAAAGAUAGGAAAGAUGAUAUCAAAGCUAAAUUUAGGCCAGAUGUCCAAUUAGAUUCACAUGAACAACCAGAUGAAACUGAAUUCAAUAACCUGUAUGGAAACGUUACUGGUAAACAGCCAAGCAGUUCUUUACAAAAAGUAGACAGUGGACGGAACAAAUAUCAGCGCGCUGCUGUUGCACAAUGCGCUGCUUCAAGUGAAAAAAAUUCCAAAGGACGAGUUUUGGGGACCAAAGCUCCAGAUAAAGUUAUGGAAUAUGCAGUCACACCAAAGCAUAUAUUUCUCCCUGAAGACAUUGAGGCUAAUCCAGGGGCUCAACAAACGUAUCUCAUCAUAUCUCAGGACUCUCUCCCAGGAGUGAAUCCCCCUUUGUUUUCCAGCCCAACCAAUGAAGACACACAUUGUGCUCAGGAUGAUUUCAGAGAUACAGAUGCUGUAUCGAGCACUAUAAAUGUGGAAUUGGGUCCUCAACAGGAGGUUAGUUUGCCUGAGGCAAUUAAUUUUUUCAUGAAAAGGGACAACGGUGGUAGCCUAAGCCCUGUAACUGACCCAAGCACAUCCAUUGGUGUGUCAAAGGUCAGCAGCACAACAGAAGAAAUUGUUCCACCAAAAAAUUCUUGCGAGUUCACUGUCUCACCGAAAAAAAAGUCUUCCGAAAAAACUCCGGAAAAAAAUGUUGAGCUUUCCAUUUCAAUGCCAUUGCUUCACGAUGAGGACUCCAUGAUGCGUAUGCUUUGCCAUCUAAAGAGAAUCCCAGAUGCAAUCAGCCCUUUGAGGAGUCCAAUCCACCUAAUGAAGACAAGCCGCCACUGCGUUCUUGGAAAGCCUGGGCAUGUCAAAAGCCUGCAAAAAGAGUUCUCAAAUACAGCUGAUGAUGCCAACGCAAAGAAAGUGGAUUUAAACAAAGAAAACAAAUAUCCAGGAUGUCCUUUAAAACAUGACAAGCAGGACACGGAUGACAAAUUAUCAGAAAUGCCUUCAAAUCCGUCUGACACCGAGCUUGAGGAAGCUGGCAUUUCAAGUGGAAGUGAGGAGGCACAAUCAUCCCUCAAUUCUGGCAAAAGGGUGAAAGUGGAAGAAAAGCGAAGAAAUAAAGCAAAUCUAUUGAAAAGGAAAUCCGAAGCAACGUCUCUGGCUUCAAAAGAAAAGACUACAAUAGCGAGUGUGUCAACACAAAGUCCCCGGAAUAAAACAGCUUGCCCAAAAUCAGCCAAGGCUUCUUUUUCAACAAUAGAAGAAGUCAUGGAAAUGUUCACAUCACUUCGAUCGGAAAUCCGGAAAAAAUAUAUGAAGCUUCACAAAACCUUUCCAAAGAAGAUUUUCUUCAGUGUGAUGGAGCAUUCAAGAGAGUCACUGAUGCAAUUUGUGGAUGGAGCCCAUUUUGGUCAAAUAUGCUGUCAGGCAGUUGAGCUGAAAUCAAAGCUAAAAAUAUUAAUUGUGUCUGUGUUCAACAAAGUAGCAGACAACGGUAUUGUAAAACGCAUCUUUGACCAGCAAGCUGUUGAUCUGAAGCAAAAGUUGUGGGCCUUUGUCGAUGAUCAAGUUGAGUUCUUACUCAAGGACGUUUACAUGACAUUGAAGAGCCUGUGUAGACCAGCAAAAACCUUGCCUGAAGAAAAUAUGUCGAGUGACACUGAAAGACUUUUGAGAUUACCUCGUGAGAAAAUGCAGACUCGCAAAGAUACAAAAGGUGCUCUAAGCUCUGUGAAACACAUCAAACCAUGUGCUGCUCCUCAUCAAACAGGUCUUGGUAGCAAAGGCAAAGAUAUAAGGAUUAGUCCAACUGGGAACGAAAAAAGGCAUGGUCAUAAACAUAAUUAUGGCAAUAUAGAUCCAGGAGUUGACUGUACUCCUCAAAAAUCUCCGGUUUCAGAGAAACAUAAAAUGGCCUCUUUGGUAGCCUCACAAAGCACGUCCAUGCUUGAAAAAAGUGACUUUGAGCUUCUCACAGAGCAGCAAGCUACCAGUUUAACAUUCAACCUGGUAAGAGAUUCUCAAAUGGGAGAAAUAUUUAAGUGCCUCCUGCAAGGAUCAGACCUACUUGAAACCAAUGCAAUGAUUGGAGAGGGCACAUCAUGGGCUCUUUGUACGCCAAAGAAGAAUGGAGAAAGACUCAUCAGCAUUACAACUCCAAAUAAAUUUGAAUCUCCAUCGAAAUUUCUUUCUCCAACCAAAUUUGAUACGCCCUCGAAACUGAUUGCGACAUGGUCUAGCAUUUUACCUCGGGACAUGUCACCACCGUCCAAAAAUCGGGACAGACCAAAUCCGGCUUUAUUUGAUGAAAGCUGCUUGUUAGAGGUUCCAUCGGAGAAUCAAGCAACACUGCACUCCAGCUGUUUGUCGCAGAGAAAUUAUUCGAUUCUAGAUGAAGAUCUGGCAGUGUCUCUUACUAUUCCAUCACCUCUCAAGUCUGACAGCCACCUGAGCUUUCUCCAACCCUCCGGGUUACAUGUUGUAUCCACCCCAGACAGUGUCAUCAGUGCUCAUAUUAGUGAGGAUGCUCUGCUCGAUGGUGAAGAUGCUACUGUACAAGACAUUCACCUCGCCCUUGACACAGACAACUCCAGCCUCGGAUCAAGCAACAGUGUGGCCUCACCGGCAGCUCUCAAUACUUUUGUGUUGAAGCCUGAAUUGCCCAUGCAGGCGCUCGUGAUGGAGAAGUCCAAUGAUCAUUUCAUUGUGAAGAUCCGUCAGGGGAAUAUACAGACGGGUCUGAACGUCCCCACAGAUGAGACCUUAGUACAAACACGAACAGAAGAAGCCUAUCGAGGAGAAGAUAUGGCCGCUCGGGAAAGACAAGGCAAAUAUUUGUUCAACGAGAUGCAUAAAUAUGCUCAUCCAUGCAGUCUCUCUGACCUUUCUGAGGACCCUGUAACAUGCCAAGAUGUGUCAAGUGAAAUUGGCUUUACUGAAGAUCAUUUCAGGCUAAAAAAACAACCUCCACUCUUCGACCAUUUGUCAACUACGUCAGAAGGUUGUGCAACAAAGAAUUUGAACAAAGGCGCGUCUCCAAAAGCUACUUUUAAAAUCGCUACGUACAAGGAAACUUUUCUUGAGCACACUCUUGGCGUUAAACUCAUGAAGGAUGAAAACCCUAAUCCAACAUUCGAUAUGGAGAAACACAGUCCAGAUCCCCUCUGUCCUUCAGAAACUAAUCCUCCUGAAUCACAGAACAGCACCAGUCCUUACACGCGUACUGAGCAAGGCAAUAGUGAAAGCUCAGAAAUAAUUCAGACAAGCCAAGAAAUGUCAAAGUGUUCAUACAUGCAGAGCGAAAUGGAGACAUCAAAGUCAGACAGAAUUGCAGAGGACACAAGUACAGCCACGGGAGAAUCCAAAAAGGAUCGCCCGAAAAGUGAAAAACGGAAAAAGCACCAAGAGCCGUCAAAAGCAAAGCGUCCAAGAAAGGAUGAAGAGAACACGAUGGAAGACAAUGCCUCCAGCUCCAAAAAUGAUGUUAAAUCAAAAUCCUUACCUUCAUCCCCACAUAGUUUGUCUGCCAGGAACGUCAUCAAGAAAAGAGGAGCUUUGGUGAUGACGUGGACCAGAGAUGAAGAUCGAGCCAUACUUGUUGACCUGAAAACAAAAGGUGCUUCACGCAAAACGUUUGCUGCCUUGUCGGAUAAACUGAAAAAACCUUCAGAAGAGAUUGCUCAGAGAUUUUACCAGCUGAUGAAGCUCUUCAAGAAGCACGGGAAUACGAAUGCCUGAUCAUACCCCAAGUUGUUUGCAUUUGAAUUGUUUUCCUGUAACUACAUUUUGAGAAGGUUUUAAUACACAAGAGUCACUGAAGUACACCAAUGAUAUACAGCUAUGGAAUAAAAUUUGAGACCACCCUUGUUUUUUCAGUUUCCCGUUCAUUGUAACAGCCUCGUACAGCUAAAAGUACAUUUCUUUGGACCAUUAUGGUAAUGAGAACAAAAACAACUCGUAUGAGCUGAAUAGAGCUGAAUUUAAGAUCUGAUAGAGACAUUUUCCAAAGGUUUACUUGAUAAUCCCCACAAUUACCAUAUUGUUGUAUAAUUUGGUCAUCCGUGAUUUUUUUUUUUUUUUUGGGUGGCAUUUCUUACAUGAUACACUUUUAAGUGGCGCCAGACGUUAAAAUGAACAAGAAGUUGAAGAAAACAUGGCGGUCUCACCAUAAUUUUUCCAUGGCUUUAUAUACAGUACAUGUUGUAGAUGUUAUGUAUUGGUCACCGAAAUGUUGAAUUGUCACUAAAUUCCUGUCGUUCUCCUGAAAGGCUUGACCAUCCUGACAACUAUUGUCAGCGUUUAUAGUGUAUUGCUGGCAUUGGACCUGAAUCUUCAUACCUCAAAAUUCUGCACUUUUUAGGGAGACCCAAAACAUGGCAUGUGUGCUCAAGCGUUAACAUGGCAUCGUCAAAGACAGCCAGCCAUCUUAAGGUGAACAAUUUGGAAAAAUAACUCUCGCACGUGUGGACUGACUGUUGAGAUUUGUGGAGAAAAAAAAAUUAAAAACCCCUUAUGACAUUUACCAAAUUGUGACAGGAGGUUUUGGUACGAUGCCAGUAAUAUUCUGUUUAAUGUACGUAAACAGCCAGUUUUUCAAUUAAAAGGCGUAUUUUGGCACUUAUAGAGAAUGUUGCUGUUUUUGAACUCCAGGAGUGAUCAAAAUGAUGAACUCUUGCAAUCAAAUGUGAAAUAUCCACCUCAUAACCUGUUUUGGUCGUCUUUUUGCAAUGCAUCAGUAACUAUUGCUGUAUGUGUGUGUGGGCGGGGGGGGGGGGGUUGAAGUGGUUUUGUAUUAGCCUGUUUAGGACACCUUAUAAAAAUUUCUCGCCUUCCUUUGACGAAUAAGAUACGUUGAACCAUAUCGGAAAAAAAUGUAAAUCUGAAAAAAAAUUAUUGUAAUUUUUGUAAGAAAGGCCUGUUUUUUAGGCUGUUAUGUACAGGAGAAAAUCAAUACAUCAAUACAUUUUUUUUUUCAACAGAAGCGUUAUAUCCGUACACACAAUGGUGUUUUGUUGGAUCAAAAUGGAUGGAUGGGUAUAGCAUACAAAAAAAACCCUCCUCUUGUUUCAUAUCAAAACAUUGAAUUCAAUGUUGUGAAUCAUUUUAUUUAUUUUUGUGCCUCUUUACAAAUCAAAUUCUAGUUGUAUAAGAGUACCGUUAGUGUUACGAUCCGCAUCUGUUGCCACGGUUGUUUCCCCAAAUGUCAAUAAAAAUGUAUUCUGUUCAACCCAAA
This is a messenger RNA of Hippocampus comes (tiger tail seahorse), 7464 nucleotides long. RefSeq names its product caspase 8 associated protein 2 (gene casp8ap2). The coding region runs from base 390 to 5969 and encodes 1859 amino acids. NCBI's taxonomy places the organism in Eukaryota, Metazoa, Chordata, Actinopteri, Syngnathiformes, Syngnathidae. Gene Ontology annotation, molecular function: transcription corepressor activity. Gene Ontology annotation, biological process: extrinsic apoptotic signaling pathway via death domain receptors; Fas signaling pathway. Gene Ontology annotation, cellular component: PML body; mitochondrion. The transcript has 10 exons. The record is from RefSeq and is a predicted model, not a curated record.